This is a messenger RNA of Phalaenopsis equestris, 787 nucleotides long. RefSeq lists its product as uncharacterized. The transcript is spliced from 2 exons. NCBI's taxonomy places the organism in Eukaryota, Viridiplantae, Streptophyta, Magnoliopsida, Asparagales, Orchidaceae. The record is from RefSeq and is a predicted model, not a curated record. Bases 356 to 622 code for a protein of 88 amino acids.
GCGAAUGUAGUUUUAUUGUUCUUGCACUUUAAGAUCGGAAAGUUCAAUUGUAGGUAUGCAGGGGAAGAAACUUCCUGUCUUCACUGCUCUUGCUGUGCCUGAUGACUGGAGGUUACCAGGAUACAAUUAAAAGGUUGAAAAAGGAUUAGUGUUUGGAUUGGAUUAUUCUGGAACCUGACUGGUUUUGAGAGGAACUCAGAUGAGUAGAUUAGAGGGCCAUUGAAGGAAUCCUAAAAUGAAAGGAGUUUGGAGAGUAUGGGAAUGUUACUGGAAUUAGAUUCUGAAGUGGGGCUGGUGGUUUGGAGGCCAGUGACUGGAAAAGAAUGUUUUCAGUAGGUGAUUUUUUAACACCAGGAUGUUCGCAAGCUUCCAUUCUUGCUGGAGGUUUCACAUAGGAUCACAGUGCAGGAUUCACUCUUCUUACAGGAGAAGGCAGUUGGAGCAUGAUGUGGAAACCGUAAUCAAUGUAAUGCAGCCAGGUCCUUUAGGUAUCAUUGAACACAGAUUUAGUGCUGAGGAAGUACGAAAGGCUAAGGCCACAGCAGAGCGAGCAGUUAACAACUGGAAAAUGAACGCUUCCUUGGGAAAUAAAAGUCAUCUCAAGAAAAAUGAAGAUAAAUAAGGCAUCGGAUUUCAACUAAUCUGACUUGAUUUUUGACAUUGUUUUUAUUUGCUAGCAUCUAAAAGAUCUUGCUGAGCUAAUGUAUGGUAUAUAGUUAUAGCUAAUAUGCUAUACUCUGCCAUUCCUUUAUCUUUUUUAGAAUUUUUUUAUAAUAUCGAUGAAAAA